UGGACCACAACAAAACACCUCAAAUCCUUGCACGCGAAAGACGACGAGAACAUAGGUAUUACGCAAAGAAAAUCGCAACCACUGACCAAACGGGAGUGAGAAAAGGGUGACAAACCAUAAAUUUGCCAACCGAAUGUCCGACUUGUACGUGUACUGCAAUGGACGAACGGGUGGCAGUGGAUCAGCCACCUCAAAACACCCCCAGUCAGCGAUGGCACCCAAGGUGACGACAAAUCGAAACAUGAACUGGCUCAUCCACGAGUUGUACACCAGAAAGGAUUUUGCUCUAUGCAAGAAGCUUAUCGACAGGCAGCUGACGAUAAAUUAUGACAAAGAGUUCUUAUAUUACACGAAGGGGCGGAUUCUGCGAGACGAGGAUAAAUCGACGGAUGCUAUCAACUGCUUCCAGCAAGCAAUACUGGCGAACAAAAAGAACUCGCAAAACUACAAAGAGCUGGCCAAGACACUCUUCGCCAUGGGUCGCUUCAAGCAAGCACUGGAAGUUUUCCUCAAAGCGGAAACUUUAUUGGAGCGUCCGGAUCAUGAAGUGUAUCAUCACAUAGGAGAACUUUUCUACCGCAGCUUUGGACAACCGAAGGCGGGGCUGGCCGAAGCCAAGGAGUAUCUGAAGCAAUCUAUCAUGUGCGGUAAACAUGUAGAUAGCUACAAAAUUUUGGCCGAAAUUUAUAUCGAGGAGGGAGAUAAUCUGAAGGCAAUCGAGAUGAUUGAAAGUUGUCUGCAAAUUUCCCAGGACGAUGUGGCUCUGAUGACUCAAAUUGGUAUCCUGUACUUGAAAAUAAACGAGUACCAACGGGCAUUCGAGAAACUUUUGGAUGCAAUCGCCAUAGAUGAUAAAUGUACAACUGCGCUGCUGGCCUUGGGAUCGAUUCUUCAGUCAAAGAACGAUAUCGACGGGGCGCUGAACAAGUACAAAAGAAUUUCAAACCUACCGGAUGAGGGAUCGGAAGUUUGGAGUAACAUUGGGCUGUGUUUUUUCAAGAAACAAAAAUACAUAGCGGCAAUAUCGUGUUUGAAGAAAGCAAUAUGGGUUGCCCCAUUGAAUUUCAACGCACUCUACAAUUUGGGCCUGAUCCUUGUCACAGCCCAACAAUAUGUCAGCGCGUUUCAAACGUUGGCGGCAGCUAUUAGCCUUAGACCGGAUAAUGCAGAAUGCUACAUGCUUCUUGGGACUUGCCUCAGGCACCUCAACGACGCGGGAAACGCGUACCUAUCCCUGGAAAAGUCCACCAUGCUGCCGGACGCCAUCAAAAAUCCAUUGAUCUAUCUCAAUUUUGCUCUGUACUGCUACGAAAUCGGGAAACCAGAUCAAUCCGUAUCCUACUUGGCCAACUUUCUGGAAAUGACUCAACACAUCAGCGUCCACAGGGAGUACUUGAAGAUGGCAGAUCGGUUGAAUGCAGCGUUGUCAUCGUCGGUCACCACUGGGCAAGGGCUUCUUCUGCCAUCGGUGGCGGUUGAAGCUCAGCAUCGUGCGGCAACUGCUACUGUUGAUAUGACCGCGUCCACUUCAAACAACGAGGACGAAACCACCCCAGAGGACACCGCUACCAGCAGUGGCAUACGUAAUGAAGGCACCGACGUCGCCAGUACUGCGAGCAUUGAUGAUGGCCAACAAGGCAACGAAUAGUGAUUUAUCUUCGUGCAAAAUAUGGGAAAAAAUAAAAUAAAUUUUGCGUGUUUCAAUGUAACUUUGUUACUCUAAUUGACUACAUUUGAGUUUUAAAUCACCUAUACAGAUUUUUUGUCAACCUAUUUAGAUAACAUCUUAAAAUAUUUAAUUAUCGUACAAAAAUAGAAAAAUAUGUAUGGAAUUAACAUGAGUAAUUCGACUACUUUCCAACUUGACAUCACUGUGCAACGGCAGGGAGAAGACAUUAGAUGAUGAAUCGGUGCAUAACAAAGACGGUUGAAGAUGGAAAAGCGGUCACUCGGGUUGUUGAUGCAUCCAGCGAUGAUUGCCAAGCCAGUGAGUGACUGACAAUUGCAACUCUGCUUUGAAUUCUGUUUGCGUAUCCAUCCACAAAAGAGCACAAGGUUGCAGGCAGAAGGAUGGAUUGGAUUAUUAUCGUUA
Molecule: messenger RNA, 2092 nt
Organism: Aedes aegypti (yellow fever mosquito)
Lineage: Eukaryota; Metazoa; Arthropoda; Insecta; Diptera; Culicidae
Gene: BBS4
Product: Bardet-Biedl syndrome 4 protein homolog
Exons: 10
Coding region: 134-1648 (504 amino acids)
Biological process (GO): cilium assembly; protein localization to cilium
Cellular component (GO): ciliary basal body
Molecular function (GO): protein binding
Source: RefSeq, a predicted model, not a curated record